UUAUUGCAUUGUCAGCUACAAAAUGCAACAUAUACGUUUUUGUCAAUAUUACAUGCAUACAGACAACAAAACAUGGAUAGACAACGGCGACUCUGCCAAGUUAAUUCCUCUAUAUAGAAAUGUGAAAUACCAUAAAUAAGACAUAUGACAAAAUUAAUAAAAAACUUUUUGUUAUCGAUUUAAUGUCAAGAUGUUGUCAAUUUACACUUUGCACUGACGUUUUUCUAAAUUAACCGGUAAAUAAGUUUAUUUAUUUCAAACCUUACAGUUUAAAUUUAUAAACAAGUAUCGUUCGUAUAACACCUUGGCAAAAGGCCAGAUCAAACUUUUAAGUUUGUAAAUUUUUCAAGGCCCAAGGUAACAUAGGAAAAUGUUUAACAUCAGCUGCUAAUAUUUAUUAUUCACGUAGUUCUGUUCAAAUAUUAUUCAUACGACAUAAAAUCGAUGAAAUUUAUUAUAGUGUGUCUUUACUGAUUACUUUGAUAACUCACGCCUAUGAAUUACCGAAUUAAUUUUGUAUAAAGAAAAUCUUCAACGGCAAAAUAGCUCUAUCCACAUAAUGUUUGAUACGUUUGGAAGAUAUCAAUUCAGGAUAUUCUGUUUAUGCAUAUUAUGCAAAUUUUUUACAGCCUUUAAUCAAAUGGGUGUUAUUUUUUAUGCACCAAGAGUUUCGUACAUAUGUGCAGAUACUAAUGCAGAAACAUGUCCAUGUUCUAAACCUAUUUAUGAUACGUCAGUAUUUACCAACACUAUAACAAUGGAGUGGAAUUUAAUAUGUAAAAAAAAAUGGUUGGCAAAUUUGACCCAAACAUUGUUCCAAGUGGGCGUUCUAUUUGGUAGUGUAUUCUUUGGAAUGGCUGCAGAUAGAUAUGGGAGAAGAAAUCCUUGUAUUGUUGCCGUUAUAAUACAACUGACUAUGAGCAUGGCAUCAGCUUACGCAACAAAUUACGUGUUUUUUUGCAUAACACGUAUUUUCAUCGGUUCAGCUGUUGGUGGAACCAUGGUGACCACUUUCGUGAUACUCAUGGAAUUCAUCGGAAACAAAAAUCGGGAUGUCAUAUCAGCCCUAUACCAUGUGCCAUUUAAUAUAGGUCAUAUGAUGCUGCCCCUUAUCGCAUAUUAUUAUAGGGACUACAAAAAAUUUCUUCUAGUAGUUUCUAUACCCAGCGCUAUUCCACUCUGUUACUUUUGCUUUUUACCAGAAUCUGCAAGAUGGCUUAUAGCUGUCAAUAGAACAGACGAAGCUAUAGCCAUCUUAAAAAAGGAGGCUAAGAUAAGCAAACGACAGGUGGAUAUUCAUAAGGAAGUAGUGACCUAUGCAAAGACACUAACAGGGCCUAACGCGCAAAAAGGAAAUCUAGCAGAUUUGUUCCGAACGCCGAAUCUUCGCAGAAAUAUUAUUUGUAUGUCGUUUAAUUGGAUGACUUGCAGUUAUUGUUUUUACGGAGUCACCCAGUACGUUGGACAUUUGAGUGGUAAUAUAUUUAUCAAUGUGGCGGCCAGUGGAGGUGUGGCGCUUUUCGGCGCUUUCACUUCGAUACCAUUGAUGAGGGCAUGUGCCAGGAAGACUGUCGUUGUAUUAUUUCAUUUUUUAUGUGCCGCGUGUUUAUUUGCACUAAUGUUUGUACCUGAAGGUAAUUUAUCUGUUAUCUUGGCGUGCACAGGUGUCGUAUCCAGCUUUAUUGUGUUCGUUGUUGUUUAUUUAUAUUGUUCGGAACUAUUUCCUACGGUUGUUCGAAAUGCAGCUGUUGGAUUUUCAUCAAUGAUGGCACGUGUUGGGUCAAUGGUGGCUCCUUUCGUAAUAAACGGUGCAGACAUCGCGCACUGGCUGCCGCCUCUUGCUUUUGCUAUUCUACCGCUCGUAGCGUGCUGGGUGACGUUUCUUUUACCAGAAACAAAAGACUGCGAAUUAUUGACGACUCUAGAAGAAGGUGAAAAUUUCGGCAAAAAUAUCGCUAAUAAACCAAAGAAAUAAUAGUUUUAUAUUCACCAAUAUUUGUGUACGAUUAAAUACAUUCAAACAUAUGUUAUAAUACUUGAUGAAAAAAUACACUUUUUGAGGUGUGAAAUUGUAUUUAAUAUUAUAAUAUUUAAUUUUUAUACGUAUUUUGUUAUAAUUAUAUCACAAACUAUAAGUAUAACAGAAAAUUGUGAGUCGAUAUUGUUGAGUUUGGAAGUAAUAAAAUGUUCGUUAAAAGUUGUUUUAAUUCUUAGUACUUACACCAUAAUUGGUACAUAAAAGCUUGGGGACUUGUGAGUAUUGAGUUUAUAUAGAGUGCGAGUAAAUUGUUAUUGGUUUUAGUUAAAUUCACCAGCUAUGAAUUUGGUAAUAUUUCGCCUAAUAUCAACUUUCGAAGAC
Molecule: messenger RNA, 2359 nt
Organism: Papilio xuthus (Asian swallowtail)
Lineage: Eukaryota; Metazoa; Arthropoda; Insecta; Lepidoptera; Papilionidae
Product: organic cation transporter protein-like
Exons: 5
Coding region: 560-1975 (471 amino acids)
Biological process (GO): transmembrane transport
Cellular component (GO): membrane
Molecular function (GO): transmembrane transporter activity
Source: RefSeq, a predicted model, not a curated record